This is a messenger RNA of Geodia barretti, 237 nucleotides long. Lineage: Eukaryota; Metazoa; Porifera; Demospongiae; Tetractinellida; Geodiidae. The record is from the annotation of a GenBank genome assembly.
CAGCUCCGGUUUUACACCUUUCUUGGCCAGUUCUGGAACGGAGCUGGUAAGAUGAGGAGUCCAUGGAAAACAGUCUGAAGGAUGGGUUGCUGCGGCCGUAUGGAGUGACAGACGGACAGAUCAACACCGCCCCAUACACGCCUUCUUCAUCCUGGAUCUGAUUGAAUAAUGUCCCAACAGUUUAUCAUACGUUUCUUGCAAUAGGCAUGGUGUGAUAGGUCCAUCUACACCAAUUGA